UUCUGAAUUUAAACAGGCUGUCCAUUGAACCAGACACAAGUCCCGUUCUUCUACUCCUCUUUUUCUUCACCUUUGCAGGUCUCUGUGCUGGCAAUGUGUGUGGGGAUCUGUGCCCGGGUCUUGGGUCCAUGCCUCUUUAUCUUGGGCCUGCUUUCCAUCCUUGCCAACAUUCUCCUACUCUUUCCCAGCUGGGAAUGGCGCUACCUCCACAUGAAACAAAUCACUCAGAAGGCAAUGCAAAUGCCAGGAAUAUGGGGUGGAGGUCUCUUCGUCUUUCCUGCUGCAGUUCAGAUCACAUGUAUUGGCUGGCAAUGUGGUUGUUACAACACCUCAGGAACUUGCCGAAAGAUGUUUGUCUCCAUUUUAUUAUCAGGACUGGCCUUAUUGGGAUCAGCUGCUUGCUUUAUAUUAUCUGGGGUAGGCUUGACAGAGGGACCUCUCUGUCUCUAUAAUUCCACCCACAAUAACAUGAAGAUACAGCAGUGGGAUUAUCCAUUCCUUGCUCUUGACAGUGAGCACAUGAACAGCAGGACUUCUCAGAAUUACUUGUAUGAGCCUUCCCUUUGGAACUCAGUUUGUAUCGAGCCAUCGAAUAUUGUCAGCUGGAAUGUCUAUUUCUUUUCUGCACUUCUAAUCAUCAGCAUGGUUGAGAUGGUCCUGGCUGCUCUCCAGAUCAUCAGUGCCUUUUUUGGAUGUAUCUGUGGCUUAUGUGAAAAGAAGUAG
Messenger RNA from Varanus komodoensis (Komodo dragon), 723 nucleotides. It is a transcript of the gene TM4SF19, whose product is annotated as transmembrane 4 L six family member 19. Bases 94 to 723 code for a protein of 209 amino acids. Lineage: Eukaryota; Metazoa; Chordata; Lepidosauria; Squamata; Varanidae. The transcript is spliced from 4 exons. The record is from RefSeq and is a predicted model, not a curated record. Gene Ontology annotation, cellular component: membrane.